This is a messenger RNA of Pterocles gutturalis (yellow-throated sandgrouse), 1426 nucleotides long. Its product is annotated as vascular non-inflammatory molecule 3-like. Lineage: Eukaryota; Metazoa; Chordata; Aves; Pterocliformes; Pteroclidae. The record is from RefSeq and is a predicted model, not a curated record. The transcript has 7 exons. The annotation marks the transcript as partial. Gene Ontology annotation, molecular function: hydrolase activity, acting on carbon-nitrogen (but not peptide) bonds, in linear amides.
CAGCCAUGCUCCCUUCCCAGCCGCUCCUGCACGCUGCGGUGUUUGCAGUCGCAGUCCUUCAGGCCUUUGCCUCCGACACCUUCACUGCGGCUGUCUAUGAGCAUGCAGUUAUCCUGCCAGAUGCCACUGACCAGCCCGUUUCUCCUGAUGAUGCUUUGGCCCUGAUGAACAAAAACAUGGAUGUCUUGGAAGGGGCCAUCAAGGAAGCCGCCCAGCAGGGUGCCCACAUCAUUGUGACUCCUGAAGACGGCAUUUAUGGCUGGCGUUUCACGAGAGAAGACAUCUACCCCUACCUGGAGGAUAUCCCUGAUCCGGCAGUGAAUUGGAUUCCCUGCACUGACCCCACAAGAUUUGCUCGUGCUCCAGUGCAGGAACGACUCAGCUGCAUGGCCAGGAAUAACUCCAUCUAUGUGGUUGCAAACAUCGGGGACAAGAAGCCAUGCAACUCCAGUGAUCCCAGCUGCCCCAGUGAUGGUCGCUAUCAGUACAACACUGAUGUCGUCUUUGACCCAGAGGGGAAACUAGUGGCUCGUUAUCACAAGUACAACCUAUUUAGAAGAGAAACUCAGUUUGAUUACCCAAAAGAGCCAGAAGCUGUUACCUUUGAGACCCCCUUUGGGAAGUUUGGCAUUUUCACUUGCUUUGACAUCCUUUUUCGUGAGCCUGCCGUGGUUCUGGUGAGCGAGUUGCAGGUGGACACCGUGCUCUUCCCGACGGCUUGGAUGAACGUCCUGCCGUUUCUGACUGCGGUGGAGUUCCACUCUGCCUGGGCUAUGGGCAUGGGUGUCAACUUGCUUUCAGCAAAUACUCACAACACCAGCUUUGCAAUGACAGGCAGCGGGCUGUUCACGCCGGAGGGACCUGCCGCCUACCAUUACGACAGCGUGACAGAGGAGGGACAUCUCCUGAUAGCGAACCUGAGUGCAUGUCCCCGUCUUUCCCCCACCUACCCUCCUGCUGUCAACUGGAGCUCAUAUGCCACAAGCAUCAAGAAUUUUCCGGGAGAAAAUGACACUUUUUCGGGAGCUGUCCGGCGGGAUAUAUUCACUUUCAGUGAACUCAGGCACAAAGCUGGAAAUUUCACAGUUUGCCAAGGAGACCUCUGCUGUCAUUUGGUCUACCAGAUGUCAAACAAGAGCAAAGAUGAAGUUUAUGUCCUGGGUGCAUUUGAUGGGCUUCACGGUUCUCUCAUAAAAUACCAUUGGCAGAUAUGCACGUUGCUCAAGUGCAAGAGCACAGACCUGAACACAUGCGGUCAGCCGGUGGAGAUGGCUCAGACCAAGUUCGAGAUGUUCUCCCUCAGCGGCACGUUUGGCACCAACUACGUCUUUCCAGAAGUCUUGUACAGCGGGGUGCAGCUGGCCCCCGGGGAGUUUGAGGUGCUAUGUGACGGACGUUUGGAAAGUAAGCAUGGCACAUCGAAACC